Messenger RNA from Mycena indigotica, 498 nucleotides. RefSeq names its product NADH dehydrogenase [ubiquinone] 1 alpha subcomplex subunit. Gene Ontology annotation, biological process: mitochondrial respiratory chain complex I assembly; response to oxidative stress. Bases 1 to 498 code for a protein of 165 amino acids. The transcript has 6 exons. The record is from RefSeq and is a predicted model, not a curated record. Gene Ontology annotation, cellular component: membrane. Lineage: Eukaryota; Fungi; Basidiomycota; Agaricomycetes; Agaricales; Mycenaceae.
AUGAUAGGUCCUCUUUUAAACUGUCGGGCAUCUUCAAUCGGUGGUUCUCCUCAAAGAGCGGUCACAUGUGACCGUGACGUGAUGCCUUCUCUUCAGCGCUACCUUCGUAGCAUUUACCGCGUCGGGUUUCGAGCAUGGUGGAGGCAGCUCAACUACAUCGGAGACGCCAAAUCUGGUAGAUUUGUGGGUGCAGACCAGUUCGGGAACAAAUACUUUGAGAACUAUAACGCGGAGGAAGAAGUUCCUGGCCGCCAGCGCUGGGUUGACCUCGCGCAGCACCAUUACCACGCCUCUCAAGUCCCACCGGAAUGGCAUUCUUGGAUAUCACACAUUCGCAAAGACCCACCCACGGAGGAUCCAGUCAUGCAGGCUUCGAAGCAACCUUGGCAACUUCCUUGGACAGAGAACUUGACGGGAACAAGAGGCGCAUAUAGACCGUAUAACACCGCUGCACCAAAAAUCAAGGCAUGGGAGCCUGCCAGUGCUCCUCGCGCCUGA